AUGAGUGAAACCAGACCAGUUCCUGAGGACUGUGCCGAACUGUUCAAAACUGGACAACGUCACGAUGGAGUGUUUACUAUUGAUCCUGACGGUGCAGGUGCCUUUGAAGUUUUCUGUGACCAAACGAACGACGAAGGGGGAUGGAUAGUAUUCCAAAGGAAACUUUACGGCUCCUUCAACUUUAACAAAUAUUGGAAUGACUAUAAAAAUGGCUUUGGAAAUCUAUCUGAAAAUUUUUGGCUCGGGCUGGACAAGCUCCACCGUUUGACAAGUAGAAGCCAUCACCAACUUCACAUCUACCGGUAUUGGUCCAAUUGGUCCCAUCCUACGACUCAAUCCAGGUCAUUUAAGUCCUUUAAAGUGCAGAGUGAGGAGACUAAGUACAUGCUGGAAUUGGGUGAACCAGGAUUUGUGAACGCCUCUCUUCAUUAA
This is a messenger RNA of Stylophora pistillata, 432 nucleotides long. RefSeq names its product angiopoietin-related protein 4-like. Lineage: Eukaryota; Metazoa; Cnidaria; Anthozoa; Scleractinia; Pocilloporidae. The record is from RefSeq and is a predicted model, not a curated record.